AUGGAGACACAAUUUCAACACCAGUCAGUCCCUCCCAAGCCGGCUGGGUUGAACAACAUUCUCAAUAGUGAUGAUCAGCCCUCGACCACUGGUCAUCAUCCCCCCCAUUUGCGAGAUUCGGGAUUCUACUCGACUGCCGAGGCUUCCAGCAAACAUACCUCUGCCGCUUCCUUCAACGUGAACGGCCUCAGUCCAGCAGGCUCGGGAUAUCAAUCGUCUCUCGCGGACAAGACUCCAUCACCAGUCGCCACUCACAUGGUUCCGCAAGCUCUCAUCUCUCCCUCCGUCAGCAACAUGAGUGUUGCCUCCAUGGUUUCUCCUUCGUCCCCAAUGACCGAGCGACGAUUCGAGCGACCGACGUCGAUUGAGUCUCAAGGACACAAUGGCGCUUCUCUUGGAGAGAACCUCGUUGUCGGGGGGCCGAGACGCGAGAGUGUGGACAGCAGAAUUAACCAAGGCAUCAGCGACAUGCGUCUCGGGUCUUCCCCAUAUGCUAGCAACAACCAUUCUACCGCCUCCAUCCACAACACCCUCCAUUCGCAACGCAACCCACGACACGGUCUGGAGUCCUUGUCGGUACACAGGAUAUCCAAUGGCUACCAGCCUAGCGCCGAACGGAACCCUAUAGAGCCAAAGAUUGUCAAAACCGCCCCCGCCAUUACCGGGCCUGCCACCAGCAACAUUGCCCGAGCCGCGGAGCCGACGAAAGGUCAGGCAUGGGCCUUUCCCGAGGAAGACAUUCAACGCGUGGGACCGCCCAAUCGUCUCGACGAUUCUCGGCGCAGCAGCAUCGCCGAAUCAAUCGCCAGCAGCCAGUUUACGACGGAAUCGCGGCUACCCCCAGGGCAGCGGAGGCUCGAAGAUGGCGCCGACUACGCACGCAUGUCGAGCGUCUCCAACGAGUUUCCCCCGGUCCACCAUCACACCAUGCAGCACAAGCAGCUUAGCGAUCUCCAGGCGGAAGAAUGUACCGGUCCCGCUGGCUCACAGCCGUAUAGCCGGACACCAGAAUUAAGAGUCAGCCAUAAGCUCGCCGAGCGCAAGAGACGGACCGAGAUGAAGGAACUCUUUGACCAGCUGAGAGACUUGAUGCCACAAGAACGUGGUUCAAAGGCCUCAAAGUGGGAGAUAUUGACCAAAGCCAUUGCCGAACAUCAGCGGCAGAGCGACCACAUUCGUGCCCUCCAAGCGCACUACAACACUGCUGCUGCUGAGAAUGAAAUGCUGCGCCGAGAGUUGCAGAGCAUGCGCAUGGAAGGGGGUCAAUUCCGAGGAGAGGUGAACUCGGCAAACCACGCGCAGCAGAAUGCCGCUGUGCCAGCGCCGCCGGCUGCGCCCCAGAAUUCACAACCCGCUUCAUACGGCGGCGAUCCGUAUGCCAACAGCAGCCGAACCGAACUGCCACCGCUGCGAUCCAUCCACAACGGACCCGAGUCGAUGACCGGAGUCCAGUACGAUGCUCCCAGAGUGAACGCCUAUCGACAAGACAGGUUCUAG
Ustilaginoidea virens is the source of this 1497-nucleotide messenger RNA. RefSeq lists its product as uncharacterized. Gene Ontology annotation, biological process: positive regulation of transcription by RNA polymerase II. Gene Ontology annotation, cellular component: RNA polymerase II transcription regulator complex. Gene Ontology annotation, molecular function: DNA-binding transcription factor activity; protein dimerization activity. Lineage: Eukaryota; Fungi; Ascomycota; Sordariomycetes; Hypocreales; Clavicipitaceae. Bases 1 to 1497 code for a protein of 498 amino acids. The record is from RefSeq and is a predicted model, not a curated record. The transcript has 3 exons.